UCCAGAAAUGGAAAUCGACAUCCCAUGCUACUUCCUAUGUCCAAUCUCAAUGCAGCUGAUGAAAGAUCCGGUGACGAUUCCGAGCGGCAUAACCUACGACCGUGAAAACAUCGAGAAAUGGCUCUUCAUAUGCAAAAACGCCACUUGCCCCGUCACCAAACAGCCCAUCCCAUCCCCAGACCUCAUUCCGAACCACACGCUCCGCCGCCUCAUCCAGGGCUGGUGCACUCUCAACGCCCUCGACCGGAUCCCCACCCCCAAGCCCGCCGUCGACCGCCCCCAAAUCCUCAAACUCCUUCACGAGGCCGAAAACUCCCCGGAUUCAAAGCUCCACUGCCUCCGCCGCCUCAGAUCCAUCGCCCACCGAGACGACACCAGCCGCCUCCACCUCCAGGCCGCCGCCGUCGGCUUCCUCUCCGCCGUCGUCACAGGAAACUCCGACGCCGCCGCCAGAGACGAAGCCGUCGACAUCCUACACAAGAUCAAUCCAUCCGAUUCAGAUUUAAAAAAACUAACGGCGUUUAACGACGUCAGAUUUCUAGACUCGUUAACGCAGGUCAUGGAUAACGGCAGUUACCAAUCCCGCGCUCACGCCGUUAGUUUAAUGAGAUCCGCAUUCUCGGUAGCGGAUCCGGAUCACCUGAUCGGGAUUCGACCCGAAAUUUUCGGCCACGUGGCGCGGAUCAUAGCCGAUGAUAUCUCGGCGGAGGCGACGAGGUCGGCGCUGAAGCUGCUGGUGGAGGUGUGCCCGUGGGGAAGGAACCGGGUGAAGGCGGUGGAGGGGGGCGCGGCGGGGGUGCUGAUCGAGGUGCUGCUGGGGACGAAGGAGAGGAGAGUGUGCGAGCUGGCGCUGGCGGCGCUGGAGCAGAUCUGCCGGUGCGCGGAGGGAAGGGCGGAGGUGGUGAGGCACGGGGCGGGGGUGGCGGUGGUGUCGAAGAAGAUUCUGAGGGUGUCGAACGCGGCGAGCGAGAGGGCGGUGAAGAUAUUGGGGGCGAUUGCGAGGCAUGGGGCGAGCGGGAGGGUGGUGCAGGAGAUGCUGGAGGUUGGGGUGGUGGCGAAGCUGUGCUUGGUGUUGCAGGUGGAGGCUAGUCAUAGAAACAAGGAGAGAGCUGCAGAAAUUUUGAGGUUGCAUUCUAGGGUUUGGAGGAAUUCUUCUUGCAUUCCUUCUCAUUUGAUCUCUUCUUAUCCUAAUUCUUAGCUUCUUUUUUCUUCUGGCGUUUCAUUUCUUUGGGCUA
Molecule: messenger RNA, 1235 nt
Organism: Salvia splendens (bonfire salvia)
Lineage: Eukaryota; Viridiplantae; Streptophyta; Magnoliopsida; Lamiales; Lamiaceae
Product: E3 ubiquitin-protein ligase PUB23
Exons: 1
Coding region: 8-1198 (396 amino acids)
Biological process (GO): protein ubiquitination
Molecular function (GO): ubiquitin protein ligase activity
Source: RefSeq, a predicted model, not a curated record